Diabrotica balteata is the source of this 528-nucleotide messenger RNA. Lineage: Eukaryota; Metazoa; Arthropoda; Insecta; Coleoptera; Chrysomelidae. The record is from the annotation of a GenBank genome assembly.
CUUUCCGGUCAAAGUUUUUGAGCCGUCAACAUGGGUAAGCCCCGUGGAUUGAGAACCGCUAGGAAACAUGUGAACCACCGUCGUGAACAAAGAUGGGCAGAUAAAGACUAUAAAAAGGCACAUUUAGGAACUAGAUGGAAGGCCAAUCCUUUUGGAGGUGCUUCUCAUGCUAAAGGAAUUGUAUUGGAAAAAGUGGGAGUAGAAGCGAAACAACCCAACUCUGCUAUUCGCAAGUGUGUUAGGGUACAGUUAAUUAAAAAUGGUAAAAAAAUCACAGCCUUCGUACCCAGAGAUGGUUGCUUAAACCAUAUAGAAGAAAACGAUGAAGUUCUAGUGGCAGGUUUUGGACGUAAAGGUCAUGCUGUUGGUGAUAUUCCCGGAGUUAGAUUUAAGGUUGUUAAGGUCGCUAAUGUGUCACUACUAGCUUUAUAUAAAGAAAAGAAGGAAAGGCCAAGAUCAUAAUUAAAAUGUUACUUUUUUAUUUAUUUGCUUGGCACUUUUAAUUUUUAAAUAAAGUGUUAAGCAUGU